AUGGAUUGUGCUCAGUUGAAAUCUAUUGUUUCCCUUGUGGAUUCUCUUGUACGUAAUACGCAUGUCAGAAAGUCACGCGUGCUGUCUUCAAAUGAAGUUCCUGCUCGUGCACCAUCCUUGGCUCCAUUCUCCAGCAAAUCUCUAACGGACUUCUCCAUCUGCAGCAUCCUGGGUCUAGAACGUGAAAUCACCCAAUCUCCCUCAAGUUCUGGUAAGUUAAGAGUUCCAUCUUAAGAUACUCGAGCCCUUAAUUAGUCGAGGACAUCAUUUGGCAUCUUUGACUAUCGAAAUGACUAUUAGAAGUCAAUUUUUAUCCCGUUGCCUUCUACUAGUUUAAUCCAUCUCAGAAACAGAAAAAGAGAAUUACUCAGCUUUAGACGGGCGAUUUCUGUUAGUUAAAACCAGCCAUUAGAGCGAUACUAUACAUGAAACAACUUGUCCGUAGGAAUAAACAUUAAAACCUUUGUCUAUAUUUAUGUUGACUACUUGUAUUUAAGCGAUAUUAAGGGGAAAUAAUAGCUGACAUGUGUAAAACUAAAAUCCAAUUCUUCUUUAAUUUACAGAAUGCAACAGUGAUACCAGUCCGCCGUUAUCGCCUUACUCCGACGGCGCAAGUCCGCGUCCAAGCCACAAGGCAACCAGUCCACCGUUAACUCCUUACUCUGACGUCACAAGUUCUAGCAGCGACUGUGACAGUGAGCCCGAUCAAGCUUCGACCCCAACUGAACAUUCAACGAAGAAGAAGCGACAGCGUACGACCUUCUCACCUAUCGAACUUGGAGAGCUGGAAUUAGCAUUCAGACGGCGGCCAUAUCUGCUAAAGGAAGACGAGGACGAACUGGUACAAAGACUCGGAAUCACGGCUAAAAGUCUGAAGGUGAAUUUCUAUCUUUCAUGUUUCGUAUCGUGUACGUAAAUUUCAGGAAACAAUGAGUAUUUGUAAUCUAAAAGGAAUACUAUUUCAGUUUGGUUUGGUUCUGAUCAUUUUCGGUGUUGCCGGGAAGUAUUAAGAUGUUGAUCGAUUCAAAGCUCGGCAAUUGCGAUGUGAUUUUUCACUCCAGUCAGAAAAUGUUUUGAACACCAGUAUGCAUUUUUCGGACAGUAAUUGCAUGUAAUCUUGCAACGUUUUACUUCAUCUUAGUCAUCGUUAUUUUCCACGUUAUUUAUUUUUUAGCAUUCGUGUAUAAUUCUUAAGUAAUUAAAGUUACAACUCGUAUAGCGAUUUAAACGCUAUUCUGAUGUCAGAACUGUUUUGGAAGUCAUACAAAUUAUUAUGGGUUUUGUGUGUUGUGUGAAUUUUUGUUGUGAUUGCCGUAAUUGAACUAACAACUCCGCUUUUUUUCUCUUUCUUGUAGUAUUGGUUUCAAAACCGACGAGCCAAAUCAAGGAAACUGGAGACAAAGAUGUCUUUCGUCUGUCAGACCAGCCCGUCAAACCAGUUUGUUAGCGGACCCUAUCCAGAUCACUGGAAACAAGGCAAACUAGUGUCCUGUGCAGCGAUGGAAAGCUACUUUAGAGAUAUAAACCAGAGAACAGUUGUCAGUCGUCAAUUCUCAGUCAAGUCAGACCGUGUACCCAAGUUCCACCCUGAUCAGUUCACAAUCAGACCUGCUGAGCCCGCAAGACUACCUUACAGCCGCGCUCUCUACAGAUAUCAACCCUACUAAGUUCGAAUAAGACUUUUGAAUAGUGUUAGAAUAUAUUGAAUUUGAUGAGUGGCCUGAAAGAACUUUAAAGAGUUUAUAGGUUUUAUGAGUAAGAUGUGUACAAAAGAUAGCAUUCAAAAUUAUGUCAUACAGUUGUGUAGUUAUAGGAGAAAAAAUAUUUGAGUUCAUUGCUGUGUAAAUAGUAAGUUCUAGUAGUGUUUUAAAUAAAAGGUUGUACUAGUGACAGCAUGAAGUUUACUAGUCAUUUUAUCUAAUCGUUUCGGGAGAAUGGGAAGAAAAGAUGUGAAGAACGGCCGUGAGUGUCGGGGGAGGUGGUGGGGAGAGCAAAAGCCGGUGGGAACUUCCAAUGGCUUUCAGAGUAAAGGAUGCUUCUUUUUUAUUUAACAAAGGAGCCGGCAGAACUGAACGGGAAUUAAAUUUACGAUAAGCAGCCUGUACUGGGAUUGAUGAAAGUAUAGCGGUAUUUAAGGGUCAACGAUAAUAAAUGACAUUUUUGUACUGUAUAACUGGUGAAAAAACGCAAAAAAAAAAAAAUCCUUCAUGUUAGUUGACUUGCUUUACAAAAAUGGCGGCAGGUUAAGCUGCCUGUGACAUCCUUAAAGUCAACGAAUGCGCAAGUAAGACGGAAGGAGCGGCCAUUUUUCGCGCGGUCUUUGACCCUCGUUCCUCGUUCUUUGCUCUGAAACCGCACAGAAUCGCUUGCUACGCGUGCUUCUCUUCAGCGCGCAGAAAUGGCCGCUUCUUAUCGCUUUCCGUAGCUGGGAGCGUUUCACGAAACGUCGCAACGACGGGCAGCGGCGAAAGGCGUAUUCCGCUGCAGGGAAUUCAUUUUUCUCAGCCUACGAAAAAUAUAGCGGCCUGUUACAGGCGUUCGUUGUGGGGAUGGCGCAAAAUCUCCCUCCUUAAUUAUUUUUCCUCGCCUUUUGACUUCGCGCCACACUCCACUAUUUAAACACCUGCAGCUGGAACAGGCUACAAAGCAAAUUCAAACUUGAACAUAACCUGGAUAAACCAUUGUAACUCAAUAAAUGACGAAAGGAUAUUAUUAGCGAUAGGGUAAUACAGGAGUUGUUUCGAUCCAGCUCGAUCUGAGUUGGUGCUUAGGGCUAGAACAUUCUGCUAUCUUCCCACUGGGUCAACAAAACAUCUAAAUACUUCUACUGAGCUCAAACCGAAUAAAAGUGAUAACAAACGUCAACUUUUUUCAGCAUGGUUGUGUUUAUUUCUGAUUAAGCUUCCAUGGUCCUGAAAACAAUGACUGAGCGUCAAGAAAUUAAUUGUCGCAGUAUUAUGAAGCAGUUGAAUGUAUUUUAGUCGCUCACAAUGCUUAAUUUUAAUUGUUGAAAUAGUUCAUUGAAUGAUUUUGAACGCAGUAAAACGAGAGUAGAGAUGGGCUUUCUUCCUAAGCAAAGAAUAAACUACACUUGAACAAACGCAAGCUGAAACAUAGGUGUCUGUUGUUGAUCAACCAAGAGAAGUGAUUUUUUCUCAUGAGAAAUUAAUCAUACUUUUUCGUGGAAUCUUAAAGUUUCGUUACAUCGUUUAACGAAUCUUUUUCCAAUUUUACAGAAAAUAAGGAUUCGUCGCCAUUAAUAAACAAUAAAAGCCACUUUUGAAAACUUUGUUAUCCAAGGUAGAUUAUCUUAGUUAGCCAGAGAAUACCGCAACCGGCUCUGUAUCGGUUUUAGGUCUUUUAAAAGAACCGCCGCCGGCACGCGCAGACUAUAGCCAUGCGGGUCGAUAAAUAAUAUGUUUGUCGGGCCGCAAGCUUUGUUGUUCAGUAAAUGCAGAUUAUAAAUAAGGUUUCUGUUCCAAACGACUCUUCACUCAGUUUGUUGCUCAACUGUACUGUGAAAAGUUAUCAGCUCAGUCAAAUGGAUUGUGCUCAGUUGAAAUCUAUCGUUUCCCUUGUGGAUUCUCUUGUACGUAAUACGCAAGUCAGAGAGUCACGCGUGCUGUCUUCAAAUCAAGUUCCUGCUCGUGCACCAUCCUUGGCUCCAGUCUCCAGCAAGUCUCUAACAGACUUCUCCAUCUGCAGUAUCCUGGGUCUAGAACGUGAAAUCACCCAAUCUCCCUCAAGUUCUGGUAAGUUAAGAGUUCCAUCUUAAGAUACUCGAGCCCUUAAUUAGUCAAGGGCAUCAUUUGGCAACUUUGACUAUCGAAAUAACUAUUAAAAGUCAAUUUUUAUCUUGUUGCCUUUCUAUUAGUUUAAUCCAUUUCAGAAACAAAAAAAGAGAAAUACUCAGCUUUAGACGACGAUUUCUGUUAGUUACGAGAACCAGCCAUUAGAGCGGUUUUUGAUAUGAAACAAGUUAUGUAUCCAAACCGAAAAUUGUCCGUAGGAAUAAACAUUAAAACAUGUGUCUAUAUUUAUGUUGACUACUUGUAUUUAAGUGAUAUUAAGGGGAAAUAAUAGCUGACAUGUGUAAAACUAAAAUCCAAUUCUUCUUUAAUUUACAGAAUGCAACAGUGAUACCAGUCCGCCGUUAUCGCCUUACUCCGACUGCGCAAGUCCGCGUCCCAGCCACAAGGCAACCAGUCCACCGUUAACUCCUUACUCCGACAUCUCAAGUUCCAGCAGCGACUGUGACAGUGAGCCCGAUCCAGCUUCGACUCCAACUGAACAUUCAACGAAGGAGAAGCGACAGCGCACGACCUUCUCACCUAUCGAACUUGGAGAGCUGGAAUUAGCAUUCAGACGGUGGCCAUAUUUGCUAAAGGAAGACGAGGAGGAACUGGUACAAAGACUUGGAAUCACGGCUAAAAGUCUGAAGGUGAGUUUCUAUUUUUCAUGUUUCCUAUUGUGUACGUAAAUUUCAGGAACCAAUGAGCAUUUGUAACCUAAAAGGAAUAAAAUUUCAGUUUGGUUUGGUUCUGAUCAUUUUCGGUGUUACCGGGAAAUACUAAGAUGUAAAUGUUGAACAAUUCAAAGCUCGGCAAUUGCGAUGUGAUUUUUCUCUCCAGUCAGAAAAUGUAUUGAACACCAGUAGGCAUUUUUCGGACAGAAAGUUUUACUUCAUCUUAAUCAUCGUUAUUUUCCACGUUAUUUAUUUUUUAUCAAUCUUGUAUAAUUCUUAAGUAGUUGAACCUACAACUCAUAUUGCGAUUUAAACGUUAUUUUGAUGUCAGAAAAUGUUUUGGAAUUCAUACAAAUUAUUAAGGGUUCUGUGUGUUGUGUGAAAUAUUUUUGUUGUGAUUGCCUUAACUGAACUAAUAACUCCGCUUUUUUUCUCUUUCUUGUAGUAUUGGUUUCAAAACCGACGAGCCAAAUCAAGGAAACUGGAGAGAAAGAUGUCUUUCGUCUGUCAGACCAGCCCGUCAAACCAGUUUGUUAGCCGACCCUAUCCAGAUCACUGGAAACAAGGCGAACGAGUGUCCUGUGCAGCGAUGGAAAGCUACUUUAGAGAUAUAAACCAGAGAACAGUUGUCAGUCGUCAAUUCUCAGUCAAGUCAGACCGUGUACCCAAGUUCCACCCUGACCAGUUCACAAUCAGACCUGCUGAGCCCGCAAGACUACCUUACAGCCGUGGUCUCUACAGAUAUCAACCCUACUAA
This is a messenger RNA of Porites evermanni, 5222 nucleotides long. The record is from the annotation of a GenBank genome assembly. NCBI's taxonomy places the organism in Eukaryota, Metazoa, Cnidaria, Anthozoa, Scleractinia, Poritidae.